Messenger RNA from Polypterus senegalus (gray bichir), 5685 nucleotides. RefSeq names its product flotillin-2a. Gene Ontology annotation, cellular component: plasma membrane. The record is from RefSeq and is a predicted model, not a curated record. The coding region runs from base 171 to 1457 and encodes 428 amino acids. The transcript has 11 exons. Gene Ontology annotation, biological process: regulation of myoblast differentiation; protein localization to plasma membrane. NCBI's taxonomy places the organism in Eukaryota, Metazoa, Chordata, Cladistia, Polypteriformes, Polypteridae.
CCGAGGUGGGCAUUGGUAGUAACUGUUGUUUGUGUUGCAUAGAGGGGCGGUGGCAGAAGGAGGAGUUGAAGUGGAGGUCGACGACAUUGGGGCUUUUAAGGAUUGGGGUUGAGAAAAUCCAAAACUGAGAGUUAUUGCGAAAACAGAAAAUACGGUUAUCAUUUGUAAGAAUGGGAAACUGUAACACCGUUGGACCUAACGAAGCCCUCGUUGUCUCAGGUGGCUGUUGUGGCUCAGAUGAGAAGGUAUAUGUAGUAGGGGGAUGGGCCUGGUCGUGGUGGUUCAUUUCCGAUACACAGAGAGUCUCUCUGGAGGUUAUGACCAUCCUCUGUCGCUGUGAGAAUAUCGAAACUAUGGAGGGUGUCCCCUUGGGUGUGACGGGGGUCGCUCAGGUUAAAGUAAUGACUGAAAAAGAGCUCCUUGCAGUUGCUUGUGAGCAGUUUUUAGGGAAAAGCGUUCAAGAAAUCAAAAAUGUUGUGCUGCAAACUCUGGAAGGUCAUCUUCGUUCGAUUCUAGGCACUCUGACUGUUGAACAGAUAUACCAAGACAGAGAUCAAUUUGCAAAGCUAGUGCGGGAAGUGGCAGCCCCAGAUGUCGGACGUAUGGGCAUUGAGAUUCUUAGCUUUACCAUAAAGGAUGUCUACGAUAAAGUGGAAUACCUGAGCUCUUUGGGGAAGACACAGACUGCUGCAGUUCAGAAAGAUGCUGACAUUGGUGUUGCAGAAGCAGACAGGGAUGCUGGAAUUAGGGAAGCAGAAUGUAAAAAGGAGAUGAUGGACAUCAAAUUUCUGGCCGACACUAAAAUGGCAGAUUCCAAACGAGAACUGGAAAUGCAGAAAGCUGCUUUUAAUCAAGAAGUGAACACAAAGAAAGCGGAGGCACAGCUAGCUUAUGAACUGCAGGCUGCCAAAGAGCAACAGAAAAUUCGGCUAGAAGAAAUUGAAAUUGAAGUGGUACAGAGAAAAAAGCAAAUUACUAUUGAGGAGAAGGAAAUUCUGAGAACAGAGAAGGAGCUGAUAUCUAUAGUGAAGAGGCCUGCAGAAGCUGAAGCCUACAAAAUGCAGCAGCUGGCUGAAGGAGAUAAAAUUAAAAAGGUGCUAACGGCACAGGCAGAAGCAGAGAAGAUUAAGCUAAUUGGAGAAGCAGAGGCCGCCUCCAUUGAGUCUGUUGGAUUAGCAGAAGCUGAGAAGAUGAAACUGAAGGCUGCGGCUUAUCAACAAUAUGGAGAUGCAGCCAAGACUGCCUUAGUUUUAGAAGCCCUGCCCAAGAUUGCCAGUGAAGUUUCAGCACCGCUGUCCAAGAUUAAUGAAAUUGUGAUCCUGAGUGGUGACAGCAAUCGUGUCACCGGCGAAGUGAACCGUUUACUGGCAGAGCUGCCUGUUUCAGUCCAUGCGCUGACGGGGGUUGACUUAUCAAAGAUUCCUUUGCUCCAGAAAGUGACCAAUCCACAGGCAUGAAAUGAAAACGUCCGAGUCUCCUGAAGUACCACUUUUAUUAUGCACUGUAACAUCGACUGCCUUCAAAAACUUGAAAAGGACUUUUGUUUUAUUUUGUUUUUUAUUCUACAGACAAGUGGAUAUUUACUUUAAAACCUCUGGUGCCUUACCUUCUAGGACCAGAACAUAUGCAUGCAGCACCUCUGUCUCAGAAUUUUUUUAAAAUAAUUAAUUUUACUCUUGGUUUAAAUGUGUAGGGUGCAUCUUGUGACUGACAUCCAGAAGGGCAGUAUGUCCUGAUGUACACCUUAGACACUCUGCUUAUUUGUGUUUUCUCGUCUUGUCAGUCUGCCAACAGAAGACCUGUUACCAAGUGGGAGACUGGCGGCGGGCUUAUGCUCUGUGGAUUGUUGUAAAGUGGUUUAAUUCAGGAAGUGGACAGUCUGAUAUGAGCUGAGAAUCUAGGCUUUGAUCGUCUUGAAAACAUCUUGGAGAAGACUGGCCCAUGUGUCAGUUUGACUUUCACCGCACGUGGUUUAUACAAAAAUGUCAGGAUAGAAUAGCUUUACAUAUCUUCAAUGAAAACAGAGUAAGGGGAACAAAAUCUCAGCGGCUGAAAUAAACAGAAAUAUUUACUUAUCUUUCUGCUGAGUGAUUAUAAAAAAUAUAGCCAUAGCCACAAUGUUUGCAAUGGCUGUAUAGUGACCUAAAUAAAUGUAGGUAAGCACUAUACUGGACACAGUGAUGUUUAUUAUGAAAUUACCUACAGUUAUGGAAGAGUUCGGCUGUAUACUAAGAUCCUUGGUUUGUUCUUCCUUUAUAAUCCAAUACUUGUGUCAUUUGGGCAUUAGAAGUUCAAUAGGAACUUUUUUGGGUGGGUUGGUUUGUCCAGAGAGAAGUCAAGCAGUGCCUUCUGCGCCAUGUGCCACCUGGUGGAGUGUAAAGGCAUCACUGCCUGCUUUCACUUGCCGCUUCACACUCACUGCAGGGUUAGAAGCAAACCUGCAUUUAUGCUCUGUUUCAUCCGUCAUUCUUUUGUGUAUUUCAAAAUGAGUACAAUCGUAAAACAACACUAUAAGGACUUUAAAAAGUGGGCCCCAAGGGCAUGCUGACUCUUAACCUGCCAGGAACUUUGAAUCAGGUAUACAGUAGCGGACUUUUAGAAAAAGAAAAUGUAAGGAUCUCGUUACAGGCCUUUGUUUAGAUACGCUGUUAAAGGCCACGAUUGUAUUUGUGUGUGUGCGCUUUAAUUUUUUUUUUUUUGCUUAAAAUGUUAAUUUAGUUUGUUCUUUGGUAAAAUUACUUUCUUUUAACUAGUCACAAGGCCAAAGGAAAUCAAUUUUCAUGUGUGGAUGUUUCUGUAUCAUUAGACAUCCAGUCGGUGCUGCAAAGCUACCAAAAUGAGGCCUGGCGCUGCUCGGGUUUGUGUUUUGCGUGCGGAAGGCGUUGAGAGGCGGGGCUGCAGUGUGCCUGGUAAAUCCAAACUCCUCCCACAGCUCGCCCGGCCGUGGAGCAGCUCCCUCCAUUCAUGUCAGCCGUCGAAUUGCAGUUGAUUUUAUUUGUUUUCCUGCUCACAGCAUACUAUUAAGCAAAUGCAUUACAGAUCUGAAAAUUGUUUUUGUAUUAUUACUGAUGUGGGGAGCUGCUGCCUACACAUUUUCAAAGUGUGGUUGUAUGAGGAAUUAUAUCUGGGGAGAAUCGAUGGCCUUUAAUGUGAACUGAUUUAUUGUUGUAGCUCUAAUAUAGCUAACAUUUUUUUUUAUUUUGCGUAUACUGUAGAAGUAAGCUUUAACCCUCUGGAAAUGAACUUUUUACUCAUGCUUUUAAAAAUUUAAAUAGGAGGCAUUUAUACUUGUGGAGCGUGUAUCGUCAGCAAUCCGUGUAGUGUCACUAUAGAAAUAUAUAUUGAGCUGUGAAACAAUUUGCUUUAAAUUGAUUUUUCAUGUCACACUUCAAUCUUUUUACACUUGUAUGCUGGAUUUGUUCAAAGGCUGUGAAUAGUCUGACGUUUAUUAUGAAUGAUUUCUGAUUACGGCUUUUGCUUUAGCCCAGAACAAUUUCAUGAAGCAUUUGAAGGGCAACACAAACGCGGAUCAGCGAGCGCUCCGGGUGAGUCUGUCGCAGGCUGGACCACCGCUUACCCCUGUGGGACCCCGAUCUUAGUCUGACAAGACUGCACCGCGUGCUAGUAAAUUUACUGAAGGAUACCUCGGGGAGUCAGCGGGCUGCACAGACGCACCUCUGAACGCUUUUACUGGACGCUGAAUCCUAGCAGUCAUUAUUUUUAAUCUAUCAGAGUUAUCUUGUUUAUCCUUUAUAAAAACUGUAUUUUUUUUUAACAGAAUGUAAAAUAGAACUAUUAUUCACAUUGUUGAACUCCACAUAUGUAUUAUUAUAGUCCUGCAUGUGUCUUAUUUUAUUUUUGUAUUGCUGUGAUUGUUUCGAUGCUGUGAGGCAGCCUGUUCUAUACUGCAUUUCUAUAUUGUUUUUUCAAUUUUCCUUUAUCUACUGUUGUUGGUGGCACAUCCUGAAACAGAACCAUGCUGUGACAAAAUCUGAAACAUGUGCCUCUAUUGCUGUGAUUUGCGGGUUAGGUCAGUUGAUGCUAUCAGCACUUUAAACUCUUCAAAUUAUUAUGCAAAGCCUGUGCAAACUCAACAGAUUUGGAAAGCAGACCGGCGAGCCGCUGUAGUGAUGUGCUGCUCCAGCUGCCCACUAGCAGCGACUGGAAAACGCCUGACAGGUAGGAGAAGUCCUGUUUACGAGAGCUUCUGCUGCUGGUUCUUCUUCUCCAUUGAAGUGGUAUUUGACCAGCAGCACCUCACUCCCACUAUAUGUGCUGGCAAUCAGAAAUGUUACCCUUUUUUUUUUUUUUUUAAACAGUUCAUAUGGGACAGUUGUGAAUCACACUUUGAUUUGUUUCAAUAUUUACCAAGUAAACUGUUUUGGACUUAAUGUUAACCAGUGUCAGGGCUGGCUUUAUCAGUGUCCUUUUUAUAAUGCAUAUUGAUCAGCCUUUGGAUCUGUUUUGAUAUCAAGCUUCUCAGGACUCAGAACUACGUCUCUGUUACAAUUCGAUGUGUACCUUUUAGAUGUCUGUAGCCAUCCUCUUUGAAUUACUAGAAGACUUGACCAGUUAAUGGGAGAAUACAGCCGUAGUUUCAUUUAGUAGUGCAGUGUCGUGGGUCACGGUGUAGUACCCGUCGCGCAUCAUCCACAUCGUAGCUCGCAGUGCACGAGGAGUGUGCCGAGCUCGGCGAAUGUAUGCUGCCGCUGGUUUCCUUGGACGAGACUUGGCAGCAGUUUGUAAUUUUUUUUUUCUUUUUCUAGUCCUCUGAAUGGCCUCCCAACUCUGAACUUUCCUUUUGUUUUUCCGCCCACCUUCUCAUUUGAUGUCACUUCUAGGACAGUUUGAACCCUUUCAGUGCGGUGUCCUCCACUAAGAAUCAAAAGUGUUGCAUGUGAAGGUUACAUUCAUAGACAAAAGUAGUUUUACUAAUACUUGUAGUUUUUUUUAUAAUUUUGAGGUAAAGAUCUAAAUCAUCACUUGACACUCCAUAUUCUAAAGCGCCUUGUACAUUAAAAAAAAAAGAAAUAAAAAAGGCCAUUGGCCGAAUCUCCUGUUCAUCCCGAUUCUGUGUAGCAGUUGUCCCUUUCAAAAGGACUGACGGGAAUUCGGAUUGCUUGCUUGCUUUCUUUAUUUCUUUCUUUCUUUUUAAACUGUCAUACAGUAAAUAACUGAAUCUUAUUAGGACAUGAGAUACGUACUUUUUAGUUGAUCUGAAGUUUCUUUUUUAAUUGUUGAAACGCUUUUUAAUUUUACAAAGGUUUUAAGUUAAAUGAGCUCCUUAAAUAUAAGAAAAAAUGUGCUUCUGUAAUUUUGUGCAAGCUGUUAGUGCCAAAAGACCCCAAGCUGUGGUGUUGAUCCAAAACACAGGAGGAGAUUUCACGUCAAAGUUGCAAAAUGGCAAGAGUGCGAGCAGCGCAGGGAAUUAAGUGUUCAACAGUCAAAUGAAUCUUCUUUUCUUUCUUUGUCUUUUUUUAUUUUUCUAAAUGACUUUUAAGCACUGGGCCGUUUUCUUUUUUUUUCCAUUGUACAUCCUGAAUCCUGUGCUACUUGUUGGAUUGUUGAUCCUCAACAGCCUGCAUGUCAGUUCUGCAUGUAUCCGUUGUAAAUCAUUCACUUCUUGUUGUAUGCAGUCAUGUUGAAGCCUCAUUCAUGUGUAUCUAAUAAAUGUUCUCUCACCAA